This is a messenger RNA of Phlebotomus papatasi, 1758 nucleotides long. Its product is annotated as DNA ligase 1-like. The transcript has a single exon. The record is from RefSeq and is a predicted model, not a curated record. Lineage: Eukaryota; Metazoa; Arthropoda; Insecta; Diptera; Psychodidae. Bases 1 to 1758 code for a protein of 585 amino acids.
AUGCUUGUGUGGGUGAAGAUUGUGGCUCUGGAGUUGCUCCUUGUGAACUUGGGAGUGGCGCAGGAACGUGACUAUGAGAGGGAUUUUGAGGUGUUUCAGUCGGGUGGUGGUGAUCGAUCCCAGUCCAUUUACACUCUCUACGACGAGGAGGAUCAGAAGAGAGAGCAUGGUUUUGAUGGACCUCUGGGACCUUUUGGGGCUGAAUCCAAAAUUACUUACUUACCCUACUACGUGUCACCGGAUGAAUUGGUGAGGAAGUACAGAAGUGCUGGGAGAUAUGGGGGAAAUGAUCGGGAUGGAGCCCAUAAGAGCUACGAUGAGUUCUUCAAUAGGAACUUUGGGCAGAAUUAUCAGUUGUAUGAUUCAAAAGCUCCGCUCAAGACGGAACAUGAAAAUGAGGAAACUGAGCAUGAAACUGAAGCUCCCAGGGCGGGUCCUAAGAAGUUCAGGACAAGAUCAGGUGGUAGGAGGGCCAGCUACAGGGCUCAACCUGAAGAGAAAUCCAGCUACAGGGCUCAACCAGAAGAGCGGUCAAGCUACAGAGCACAACCUGAAGACGCUGAAGAUAUCCAACCCUAUGACUACAACUAUGGCGGAUCAUCGUCCUACAGUCCAUCGGCUGAGUAUCAGAGGAUCAAAUUUCUGUCUGAGCAACAAGCGAAGGAAAUCCAGCAGAAUCCUUCACACUGCAAAGUGAUCAAGAAGGAAGAUAUGGAGUGCAAUAUUUGUCAUGAUCCCAAAUCUGGAGCUAAGUCAGAAUCAUGUUCCUAUGCUUCAAAACCAGCUGCCAAGAAGUAUGCUUUCAUCAAGGAGAAGAAGUACAAUAGCAAGGACGACGAAGAUGAUUCGGAGGAAGAUGAUGAAGCUGAGGAACAACCAAAGGCCAGAAGGAGUGAGAGUCUGAGAUCUGCCCGUUUGCAGAGGCGCCCCACAAAAGCAUCCUCUUCUGAUGCAACACAUGCCGCACUUACGGCCACACCGAAACGUCGUGUCACGUCUCGUGGCAAAAAAUCCAAUGAAAAUCGCCCUCCAAGGGAUGUUGUUGGACUAGAUCCUUACCUGUAUGGAUCAUCUGAUGAGUAUGAUGCAGAUGAAAAACCCAAGAAAAGUGAAAAACUCGCCAAGAUAAAGUCCUACGAGGAUUACUUCAGUCACGUUUUUCCGGAGCAACAUGGAAAGAAUUCCAAGGCUGCUCUGACUGCUGUCAACGAAGACGAUGAUUCAGAGUAUGAAUUCAUCCCGGACUAUGAGCAUAAGAAAAAUGUUGAGGAAGUAUUGGCGGAGUUUAAGACCAAAGACUGGUCAAAGUGCAAGAAGACACAGAAAGGUGAUCUUACUUGCUACGAGUGCAAAGAUCCCGAUGGUGUUCUCCAUGAGGAAUGUAUGUUUGUAUCAGAAUCCAGUCCACGCACCAGUCGUCUCACCUAUGAAGAGAAUAAAAAGUAUGCCCAGCCAAAUAACGACGAACAACACCAACAGCAGGACCAACAAGAAGAUGAUGAUGACUAUGAAGAUACUGAAGAACCAUCACCCAGUGAAAUUGUCAGUGAAAGAGUGGCUCAACUUCAGCAGCGUUUUAGGAAGAAGAACACAGAUUCUCUCCUCAAGCCCGAAGACAGUCUUGACCAGAAGUUACCUAAGAAGCGUACCAUCAAACGUAAAGUGACUUACCGCAAAAAUACCAAUCCCGACAAAUUGGACAAUGAUGAGUCUCGUGUUGUCUACUAUGAACAGAAAUUCACCCAUACGGAAAAUUAA